AUGGGAAGUACUUGCUGCCAUAAAUAACUAUAGCCAACCUUAUCUUCGGGUACAUGAUUAAUAAUAUCUGCAACAGAACUAAUAUGUGAUAACAACAAUGUUUCUAUAAUUAAAAAGUCUAAUCAUUAAGAGGAAAGUCCAGGCGAGCCACCAUAAAAAUAAGCAUCUUAAGGAGUUUCAAUUCCUUAGGUUUAUGAAGAAGUAUCGAUGCUAAAUUAGUUGAAACAUCAAGUGCCUGCCUUAAAAUUUAGCAAUACUAAAGGAACUAUGCAUGAUGAAAGACCAUUAAAGGAUUCGAAGGAGUCUUUUGAGCCUUCAGAAAAAUCAGAUCAAGUAGAUGAAGCAAAGGAAGACUGCGAAUUAAAAAAGGAGGAAGUUGUUUAAAAUCCUUUAGAAAAAAUAGUUUAAGCAGAAAAAUAGGAGAGAUUAAAUGAAGCUUAAUAAAAGUAGUAAUAAGAUACAGGAACAAAAAAGUCUCCAGCAACAUCUUAAAAGACUGUACCUCGUGGUCCCAUAGAUCAUAGUCCAAGUAGAAAACCUAGUAUGGCUUCAGUAGGCUCAUUAUCUGUAAAAAUUGGGGUGGAAUUAUUCGUAAAUUUAAAAAAAUAAUCAAUUACAAAAGUAUAUACUCUUGGAUAGGUUUUGGGUUAAGGUGCAUUCGGAAAAGUAUGGAAAGUAACUCAUAAAACAACAGGUAUUAAAUAUCUAUAAAUUAUGAGGUUUAAUUAGAGCUAUGAAACAAAUUCGAAAAUAAGAAUUAAUUAAGGAAGAUGAAUAAAAAAUGUUUUCAGAAAUGAAUCUAUUAAAAAAUCUAGAUCAUCCUAAUGUUGUUAAAUUAUACGAAUUGUAUUAAGAUUCUAAUAAUUAUUAUUUGAUAACAGAGUAUUAAUAAAUAUAUUUUAGAUAUUUAUGUGGAGGUGAAUUGUUCGAAAGAAUUAAAAAAAUGAAUUCCUUUAGUGAGAAAAGAGCUAGUGAUUUAAUGAGAUAAAUAUUAAUGGCAGUAGUGUAUUGUCAUGAUUAGAAAAUUGUUCAUAGAGAUUUAAAGCCCGAGAAUGUACUCUUUUCUGGGACUGAACCUGAAGCAUUACUAAAGGUUAUUGAUUUCGGAUGUUCUAGAAGAUUUAAUACUUAAAAGAAUAUGACUAAAAGAUUAGGAACUGUAUUUAAUUAUUAAUAUAUAUAUUAUAGCCAUAUUAUAUAGCACCAGAAGUCUUGAAUCAUAAUUAUAAUGAAAAAUGUGAUGUCUGGUCCUGUGGAGUAAUUUUAUAUAUUUUAUUAUGUGGAUAUCCUCCAUUCACAGGAAAAAAUGAGAAUGAAAUAUUCGAAAAAGUAAAAUUAGGAAAAAUCAAAUUCCCAAGUAUAUUUUAUUUUAUUAAUUUUUUCAAUAGUUGAAGAAUGGGAUACUAUUAGUAGAGAAGCUAAAAAUUUAAUUUAAAGAAUGCUUUAAGUAGAUGUUAAUUCUAGAUAUUCAGCAUCUUAAGCAUUAAAUGAUCCUUGGAUUUAAAAACAUGCACCUAAUACUUAAAUUAAUAAAAAAGUACUUGAGAAUUUGGCACAAUUUCAAGCUAAAAGUGAAUUUCGAUCUGCCAUUGUGUAAUAUAUUAUUAGUCAAAUGACAACCAAUAAAGAGUUGGAAGAUCUUUAAAGAACAUUCCAAUCUUUAGAUAAAAAUAAAGAUGGGGUAUUAAAUAAAGCAGAAUUAGUAGAAGGAUAUACUAAAAUUUUAAAAAGUAGAGAAUAAGCUGAAGAAUAUGUUGAAAAGAUUAUUUCUAAACUUGAUAAAAAUUAAUCAGGAGUUAUUGAAUUUAAUGAAUUUUUAAUGGCUGCAAUCAACGAAGAAAAGAUUAUACCUAUUAAAAAGGUUGAAUAAGCAUUCAAGAUUUUCGAUUCUGAUGGAGAUGGUUACAUAAGUAAAUAAGAAAUAGAAGAAAUCAUGGGAGAAUUGAAUGCCGAUGUUUGGAAACUCUUUUUAGAAGAAACAGAUGGAAAUAAUGACGGCAGGAUAUCUUAUGAAGAAUUCUAUAAAUUAAUACUGAACAAAUGA
This is a messenger RNA of Paramecium sonneborni, 2044 nucleotides long. Lineage: Eukaryota; Ciliophora; Oligohymenophorea; Peniculida; Parameciidae. The record is from the annotation of a GenBank genome assembly.